Necator americanus (New World hookworm) is the source of this 240-nucleotide messenger RNA. RefSeq lists its product as uncharacterized. The record is from RefSeq and is a predicted model, not a curated record. NCBI's taxonomy places the organism in Eukaryota, Metazoa, Nematoda, Chromadorea, Rhabditida, Ancylostomatidae. The transcript is spliced from 4 exons. The coding region runs from base 1 to 240 and encodes 79 amino acids.
AUGUGUGUCAGCAGCUGUUUGGUGUAUUGUUUCUGUCACAGCACGAUGGAAGUAAUGGGAGAAGACAUACGCGGGUGUCCAGAAAGCAGCACCGUGGAUGCAACCAUUGCGAACCAUCUACAGAAGCAAGUUCCGCUCUACCUAAUGGCAAUCAGCGCUCCUUCUUCCAGCCUUUCGGUUCUGAUGAUUAUAGAACACAAGAGCUCGUCAACUAUUGCAACAACUAUUGGGUUUCCAUGA